AUGAAGACCGCCGCCGUUCUCUCCACCUUCGCUCUUGCCCUCCCUGCCUUCGCAGCACCCGUCACCACUGCCACUGGCUGCGUUGCUAAGACCAACAUCUGCCGCACCACCAUCGGUGCCGACGGCCUCCACGCCAACCAGGCCCAAUGCUCCGCCGAGGACGCCGCCUGCAAGAGUGCCUGUGAGGAAUCUUACAACACCUGCAGAACCACUCGCGGCCCCGACGGUCUCUCUGCCAACAUGGCCCAGUGUGCUUCCGAGUACGCCACCUGCCUCGGCGAGAACCCCUUUGACAAGCGUGCCGCUCCCGCCGGUGCCUUUGGCGGUGUCGCCAUCCACUCUGGCUCCGAGAUCCAGUAUGCCUCCAUCAACGCCGCCGAGCGCAAGUUCUGGCUCUUGAAGGACACCGACACCUACUGCCCUGAUGUCGAGGGCCUCACCUGCUCCAACACCACCUCCACCCAAUUUGUCGGCGGCGACAACACCCUCAGCCUUGACACCGUAGUUCCCGGUGGUCAGCAGAUUUUCGUUGCCGUUGACGGUAGCCUCGGCUUCACUGCCCCUCACUCUGCCUACACUGGCCCUGACGCCAUGUCCACUGGUUUCAGCAUUGCUCAGGAGGGCCAGCACAUCCAGUUCCAGGGCCAGGACUUCCUCGCUUGCCCCAUCGACGGCCACUAUGAGAUUUACGCUGCUGCCAUUGCCAAGAACGCUGCCGCUUGCACUGGUUUCGCUUUCAGAGUUGCCGACACCAGUGCUCCUGCUGCUUGGGAGUACUCUUAA
Aureobasidium uvarum is the source of this 783-nucleotide messenger RNA. Lineage: Eukaryota; Fungi; Ascomycota; Dothideomycetes; Dothideales; Saccotheciaceae. The record is from the annotation of a GenBank genome assembly.